CAUACACAUGCACACACACACACACACACACACACACACACACCUUUCCAUUCUGAAAAUGUGGGCUGUGUUUGUGUUCAUGCUUUUUUUUUGGACCAUGCAGAGCAUUAGGGUGGAGUUAGAGAGCUGUGAGAAACUGAUAAUGUUACUAUCACAGUGUAAGAUGUGUGGAUCCUUCUUCAUAUGACUAAAUAGUUCACUCUAAAGGUUUUUUUUUUUUGGAUGAUCCUGACCUGAACAUUUGAUUUCAACCUCACAGUUCAGACAUCUCAGGUCUCAGUUCAGUUCAGAGGCAUUUGCAAAUCAAAUCUGGAGGUGUUGUAGAAAAUGAACCAUCAUCUGCCCAGGUCAGGUGCACAUAAGCUUAUGUUGGGAUUCCUGUUCACCUGCAUCACGAUGAUGUUGUACUGUUUUUCGGCGCCAACAUUCCAAGCCAACACACAAAGCUUUCCAGUGCCAGCUCCAUGUGCAAAUAAAUCCUCAAUAUGGCAAAAGAAGUCUUCUUUCACUACAAGUGAGGUGAAGCACUGUGUGCCAAAAAUGAACCUGAUGUUCUUGAAGACCCACAAAGCAGCAAGCAGCACUGUUCUAAAUAUUCUCCUGCGCUAUGGGGAGAAGAACGGGCUGAAGUUCGCUCUCCCCAGUGGUCGCAAUGAUUUCUCGUAUCCUGCUACAUUUAUGCGCGUGCAUGUGAAGGAUUACAGGCCAGGGGCAUGCUUCAAUAUCAUCUGCAACCACAUGCGUUUUAAUGCUCCUGAGGUUGAAGCACUUCUACCGAGCGACACAUUCUUUUUCACUAUCCUCCGAGACCCAGCUCUAGUUUUCGAGUCCUCGUUCCAUUACUACAAAAGUGUUGUACCCUUGACAUGGAGGAUCCACGGUGAGGAUAAGCUGACAGAUUUUCUGAAUGAUCCACAGGUCCAUUUUGACUCAAAUGGUUUCAACUCCUUUUACCUAAAGAACCUUCAUUUUUUUGACCUCGGCUUUGACAACACAGUGGAACCAGAGGAUCCCUUAGUGGAUAGGGCCAUUCGUGCCAUUUCAGAGCGCUUCCAGCUCAUCAUGAUUGCUGAACAUUUUGAGGAGUCCCUCAUUCUGCUCAAGGAUGCUCUCUGCUGGCAGAUGGAUGACUUGCUUUUCUUCAGUAUGAAUACCCGCAGGCCUACAAGUGUGUCCCAGCUCACACCUGAGCUGAGGACCAAGGCGCGUGAGUGGAACGGAGUUGACUGGAAGCUUUAUCGUUACUUCAACGCCACGCUCUGGGCCAAAGUGAACGCCUACGGGAGGAAGCGCAUGGAGAAGGAGGUGAAAAAAUUGCGCCAGAGGAACAGCAAGAUGGCAGCCAUCUGCAUUAGUGGUGGGAUGGCUGUGGAGGAUCAGGACAUAAGGGACCUAAGCAUGAGGCCCUGGCAGCCUGUUGGAGAGAGCUCUAUUUUAGGAUACAACAUGAGGAACAACAUUGAGCAACAAUACAGGGAGCUCUGCCGAAAAAUGCUUACACCUGAAAUUCAGUACUUAACAGACCUGGGAGUAAAUCUGUGGAUGACCAGAUUAUGGGGCUGGUUCAAAACUAUUUUAAGACUAUGAUUUAAAGAAAUAGUGCCAUUCUUUGUCUGACCUCAUCAUUCUGAAUAGAACAGAACAAUUUGAAAUAAUAAAAUAUGGUAAACACAUUUCCUGGCAAAUUUAACAAAGAAAUGACAGCCUUUGCAGUUAAUUAGUAUGUUUAAUAAUUAUUGUGUGUGUAAUAAAUUGUACAAUGUUUAGAUAGAACGAUAAUAUGAAAUGUACUAUAAUAGUUUUUGUAAUUGUUUUAAGGAUAAUUAAGAGAAGGCAAAAAUCAGCUGAUCCAUGCAAGGUCCUUUACAUUUUUCUUUCCUCUCCCUUUUGACUGCAGAUGACUUUGCCACCUUCUCUGAUGAGAUCUGAUUUCACAAUCUGUUUUCCACUCCUUACAUCCUUAUCAGUUUUCUCCCCUUUCUACAAAAGCUUCACUUCUCCAGCCUACCACCUGCAAGAUCUCCUCGGCUGUAUCACUAACAUUGUAAAUAACUGGUCUUUUAUUGACAAAUCAGAGUUGAACCGAUUCUGAAAAAGCUCACACUAGACAUCUCUCACUUUUCUGCUUUCUAUUUAAAAUUCUUGAAUGUAUUGCAGUACUCUCGGUGGUCUAUGGUUUUUACCCAGAAGAGCUUCAAGAUCCUAACCAGGAUUUUACCCAGUCUCACCUCACCACCCAGAAGCUACAUGCCACUCGAUCAACCAAACUAUCAUUAGUCAGCAUGGUCAAUUAUAAGACUCUUCAGCCCAUCCAAGGUGAUUAAUCCUUGGAAUCAAUUGUACAGGAGGGCAAUUGUAUGGCAGUCACAGUGAGUCAUAUGAAGUAUUAUGGAGAGGAUGCAUGCAUGCAGACUUUCCACUGGUGUCCCACAAAGCUCAGCUCAUGGCCCUCUUCAAUUCUCCCUCUAAGCCUAUACUACUGCUGAGGUUAUAUCCUCAUGUGAUUUUGAUACCACUGCUAUACUGUUGCUGCUCAUCUCAUCCCCUUCUUUUUCCAUGUAGGAUGUUGUUUACCUUUCCCAAAGAUUUAGAUGCAACCCUGCUUAGAUCACACCAUCUGACAACGCACGUAACCUGUUCAACCAACUAUGCUUCUGUCAUAUUGCUAACCUGACUCAGUCAUUCAACAACAGAAGGAUCUCCACAGAAGCUAAUCAGGUGCUUGUUUCUCUGUCUGUCUGACCCAACCUACCUCUUCAUUAAGCACAUUAAUUUAGCAUUAAUUAAAAAAAAAGAAGCAGAAGAAGAAGAAGAAGAACUUACUGUUUUUGUUGCUGCCCACUUAUUGUGCUAACUCCUUAGGGCCACUGGAGCAGAGCACAUCCUUCUGAUCAGCAGCCCAGGGCCCUAGCCACUAGUGGUGGUUGCCCCAGAGGAGUUAGCACUAAUUAAAGAAAAUCCUUUUGUACUGUUUUUGUUGCUGUAUAGACUUGUUUUGCUAACUCCUCAGGGGGUGUUGUGGUUCAGUAUUUAGGACCGUACUUAGAUGUGUG
This is a messenger RNA of Hemibagrus wyckioides, 3053 nucleotides long. It is a transcript of the gene gal3st1b, whose product is annotated as galactose-3-O-sulfotransferase 1b. Gene Ontology annotation, cellular component: membrane. The transcript has 3 exons. Gene Ontology annotation, biological process: myelination; galactosylceramide biosynthetic process. The record is from RefSeq and is a predicted model, not a curated record. Lineage: Eukaryota; Metazoa; Chordata; Actinopteri; Siluriformes; Bagridae. The coding region runs from base 328 to 1587 and encodes 419 amino acids. Gene Ontology annotation, molecular function: galactosylceramide sulfotransferase activity.